AUGUCACUCCUGAGUUUCCAAGAAUUUCUGAAUGGUCUAGACGAGACCCUCGAUCCUUCUCCUUCCCCUCCUCCCCCUCUGUUACGCCCACGCAAACCAUCACCAAAAUUUCCUGAGGAUGUACUUUCGACCAUAUUUGACGUAUUCACUUCAUUCAAUUUCCACAAUCUCAAAAUCGCCGUACAGGUCAAUACAUUCCUAUACAAUCGAUACCAACCCAAACUGUACCGAUACAUAUCGUUAAAAAGUAACAACGUGGGGGAUUUCCAAUUACAUGCAACAUUGAAUCUUGCAACUUCAGAUACGGGUUUACCGCCAAGAAGAAACCGUGAUCGAUUCCUCAACCUGUGUCAUUCGAUUACCCAUCUAGAGAUCGACGAUGAAGAAGCAAGUCAACAGAUUGUUCAGGUCUUAGUUUCUAAAGACUUAAGAAGCUCGCAAACGUUAUUCAAGAAAGUUGAAUAUCUGAUAUUGAGAAAUGGAUUCUUGGGGUUCCUCCAGAAGAUAGAUUAUCAUGCUUUUGAUGGGUCAUUACACUCAAAGAGGGUCGUACAAUUAUUGGGGAGAUAUUUGAAGCCUAGACAUCUGUGUGUAGAAAACCUCAGAGCGUACGAUAAGAAGAAUCCCAAAUCACCUGAAAUUUGGAAAUUGGAGAUAUUGAAAAGUCAUUGGAAUUUGGACUCGAUGACUUUCCACCAUGAUAUUGGAUCGACGAGAAUCAUUUUUACUGGUGUUCCACUCCAGAAAUUUUUCUUGGCGUACCUUGCCGGUGCAUCGCCUUCCGUCUUGAUGCCAAGUACGGAAGAUAAUAUCGGUAAUGACCAGACUAGGGUGCAAAUUCAUCAGGACUCCCCGGAUCAUACCGUCGGAAUCUCUGUAGAUCUGCAGAGAAGGAUCAGAGGUCAAGAUGUGAUGGUUUUUGAGGAUCGUUCAAUGGGUGAAUGCCUUUGCUGCUCUUCGAGUCGAUCGAGAUUGGAAGAUGUGAUAUCCAUACGUAGGUAA
Messenger RNA from Kwoniella mangroviensis CBS 8507, 1002 nucleotides. RefSeq lists its product as uncharacterized. The transcript is spliced from 2 exons. The record is from RefSeq and is a predicted model, not a curated record. Lineage: Eukaryota; Fungi; Basidiomycota; Tremellomycetes; Tremellales; Cryptococcaceae. Bases 1 to 1002 code for a protein of 333 amino acids.